Molecule: messenger RNA, 1074 nt
Organism: Larimichthys crocea (large yellow croaker)
Lineage: Eukaryota; Metazoa; Chordata; Actinopteri; Sciaenidae
Product: putative ferric-chelate reductase 1
Exons: 8
Coding region: 1-969 (322 amino acids)
Biological process (GO): regulation of glutamate receptor signaling pathway; regulation of postsynaptic membrane neurotransmitter receptor levels
Source: RefSeq, a predicted model, not a curated record
AUGGCAUCAAAGUCCAGUAGCAUCAGAUCCGCAUCCAGAGACAAAUGUGAGCUUCAUGUCUCAUCUGUUCUUCUUCCUCCUCAGUUUAGUUCAGUGGGGUGUAGCCACAAUAAAUCCUGUCUCAGAGACCCAGCGGGCUGUCACCCAGACUCCGAUCCCCACUGCUUCUUCCUGUCCUUCAUCACCGACCAAGAAGAAUCCAGUGUGAUGUUUGAACUUAGUGGGCCUGCUGAAGGUUACGUGUCCUUCGCCCUGUCUCUGGACAAAUGGAUGGGGAACGAUGAUGUCUAUCUGUGUGUGAACGAUGGAGGCAGCGUUACCAUCAGUGCUGCACAUGUCACUGGACGAACACACCCUGAACUGGAAACACAGGAGGAUCUGUGGGGUCAGGCCUGGAGGGUGGCUGAUGGGGUCAUUCAGUGUCGUUUCCAGAGAAACAUCCUCCUACCUCGGCUGGAGAACAGGUUCAGCUUUAACCACAGCUACUUCCUGUUUCUUGCACAUGGUAGAUCUCAGCAGGGUUUAAUCCACAGACAUGAUCAGCAGCCUCUCAUUUCCACCACUCAGAAGAGGAUCACGGGACAUCCAGAAGAUCUCUGUGGCUCCCGCUCCCCCCUGCUAAUCAAGUUUCAUGGUGUGUUGAUGCUGACUGCUUGGAUGUGGACGGUGAGCACGGCCGUUUUCAUUGCUCGCCACUACAAACACUUGUGGCCUGACACAACUCUGCUGGGACAAAGCCUGUGGUUUCAGCUCCAUCGAACCAUGAUGGUCUUGGCUGUAGUCCUAACUGGUGUGGCCUUCAGCCUGCCUUUCAUAUAUAGAAGGGGAUGGAGCAAGCGUGCAGGCUCACACCCUUACAUCGGCUGCACUGUCAUGGCUCUGUCUGUCAUCCAGCCAAUUAUGGCAAUUUUCGGCCGGCCCCAGAAUCCCCCAGGUGAGACCUCAAACCAGAUUUUAAUAACUCCAUGACUUCCUCAUAACUGUUUCAGAUAAGUGGAUUUCAUCCUUUUUCAGUCGAUCGAGAAGCAGCAUGAGCAUUUUUAAAUUCAUCCACAUUAGCUGAAAUCAUACCUU